Molecule: messenger RNA, 459 nt
Organism: Effrenium voratum
Lineage: Eukaryota; Dinophyceae; Suessiales; Symbiodiniaceae
Source: the annotation of a GenBank genome assembly
AUGGCCAUGUCAGGACGUCGCCUCGUGACAUCCCUGCGCUCCCUUUUGCUGGGCGUGGUGGAGCUGGACAUUGGCGGGCAGCAGUACACAGUGGCGAGGAAAACGUUGCAGAAGAGCCCCAAGCUGAACGAGCUGCUCUUUCAGGCACCCUCUUCAGAAGAGCUUUUCCUCGAUCGUGAUGGCUCACUGUUCAAGUUUAUCCUGGAGUACCUGCAGGAUGAGUCUCGCUUCCACAUGCCCGCGGACCCGUACCUUUGCUUGGCCCUGCGACUGGAGGCGGUGUACUUCGGCCUCCCCAGUCUCAAAAGCCGGGCCGAGAUGGUCUUGGCUCAGCUCUCCAGGGACAGAGGGUCUUCUCAGAGGUCGACUCCGACAAGAGCACCUGCUUCUGUUCCGGAGACCUCGACCAUAAGGUGCCUUGGUGGAUGCAACCCCGUCAGUAUUACAGUCGUGGCCUGA